GGAGCGCUGAUGUCAGAGUCACAUGGAUUCUGGUGUGGUCAUGCGAGCGCAGCUGAGCGGCAGAGCUAUGCUGGCCAGCUGCUGCUGAAACAGCAGUGGACUGCUUGAGCUAGCACUCGCGAUACCGCUCGCUUAUGGACCGCUGAGCUUAAUGAUGUAUUUUGUGAUUUCAGCUAUGAAAGCUCAAAUCGAAAUAAUUCCCUGCAAGAUCUGUGGAGACAAAUCAUCAGGCAUCCAUUAUGGCGUGAUAACGUGUGAGGGCUGCAAGGGUUUCUUCAGGAGGAGUCAGCAGAGCAAUGCGGCGUACUCAUGCCCGCGUCAGAAGAACUGCCUGAUUGACCGCACCAGCCGGAACCGCUGCCAGCACUGCAGGCUGCAGAAGUGUCUGACCGUGGGCAUGUCACGUGACGCGGUGAAGUUUGGCCGGAUGUCAAAGAAACAGCGGGACAGCCUCUAUGCGGAAGUGCAGAAACACCGGCUCCAGCAGCAACAGCGGGACCACCAGCAGCAGCCCGGUGAGGCCGAACCCCUCACCCCAACCUACGGCCUCUCCACCAAUGGCCUGACUGAGCUCCACGAUGACCUGAGUGGCUACAUGAACGGCCACACGCCCGACGGCACCAAGCCCGACUCAGGCGUCAGCAGCUUCUACCUUGACAUCCAACCCUCACCCGACCAGUCCGGCCUGGACAUCAAUGGCAUCAAGCCAGAGCCCAUCUGCGACUUCACCCCGGGCUCGGGCUUCUUCCCCUACUGUUCCUUCACCAAUGGGGAGACAUCCCCCACCGUUUCCAUGGCCGAGUUGGAACAUCUGGCCCAGAACAUUUCCAAGUCCCACAUGGAGACGUGUCAGUACCUGAGAGAAGAACUUCAGCAGAUGACCUGGCAGGCAUUCCUUCAGGAGGAGGUGGAGUGCUACCAGAGCAAGCCCAGAGAAGUCAUGUGGCAGUUGUGUGCUAUUAAAAUCACAGAGGCCAUUCAGUAUGUGGUGGAGUUUGCCAAGCGCAUCGACGGCUUCAUGGAGCUCUGUCAGAAUGAUCAGAUAGUGCUUCUCAAAGCAGGCUCUUUGGAGGUGGUGUUCGUCAGAAUGUGCCGUGCCUUCGACCCUCAGAACAACACAGUCUAUUUCGACGGAAAGUAUGCCGGGCAUGAUGUCUUUAAGUCAUUAGGUUGCGACGACUUGAUCAGCUCUGUCUUCGAGUUUGGGAAAAGCUUGUGUUCUAUGCACCUCUCUGAAGACGAGAUCGCCCUGUUCUCCGCCUUCGUGUUGAUGUCUGCAGAUCGAUCCUGGCUCCAGGAGAAGGUGAAGGUGGAGAAACUCCAGCAGAAGAUCCAGCUGGCCCUCCAACAUGUUCUACAGAAGAACCACAGAGAGGACGGCAUACUGACAAAGUUGAUAUGCAAAGUCUCAACGCUGCGAGCCCUGUGCAGCCGGCAUACGGAAAAGCUGACGGCGUUCAAAGCAAUAUACCCAGACAUUGUCCGUGCCCACUUCCCCCCCUUGUACAAGGAGUUGUUUGGAUCAGACUUUGAGCAGUCCAUGCCCGUUGAUGGGUAGCGCUUCCCCGCGCCCACCCCACCCGGGGAAUUCACACCGUGGGGAAUGUCAAGCAUAAAUCUGAGACACUUUAGCAGUGCCCUGCACAUACACACACCUGGACGGACGACACACUGCACAUACACUUUCCCCUUUUUUUCGUUGUGAUUAUUUUUGUGGGGGAGGAGGUAAUGGACUGGGUUUGACUCUAGCGGUUUAUUUUUGGGGUUUGUUCCCUCCUUUUACUGACACAGGUGGGAUUCGGAGCCCAGGGGGGGAGAGGAUGAGAAGAUGAAGACACUUGUUUUUCCCGAACGCUCCCUCGCUCUCUUUCUCUCUCUGGCUGAACCUGAAGAGUCCACGCGUUCGUUUUCGCGAACAGUCCCAUGGCGAUUUGUCACGAUCAGCAUAAAUUGUUUUGACUCGUUUCCAAAACGGAAAAACUAUUCCCAGAGAGCAUUCGCCUGGAAUCCAGCGGAAGAGGAACACAUAAGCCCUUUUCAAGCCAAGAACAUGAAAUAAAAAGUUGCGAUCAAAAAGUCGAUUAUCCGAACUGUUCCAGCAGUUGUUGUAGCACCAAAAAAAGUCUACGUAGAAAAAUACGUGGUUAGUUUCUUCCUCCCUGUGCACUUGGAUUUUUUUUUUUUGCUCCUUUUUUGGGAUGUCAAACCAGCACCGAAUGAAGAAGAAUACAAAGUGAGAGAAAAAGAGAGAUACGGAGAAGGAGUGUGAUGUGGAGUCAACACAAAACAGCACCUUUCUACGGACAAUCGAGAAAAAAAAGAAGGAACAACGUAGAAUUCUGGUAAUUCUAGUCGCGAUUGCUUUUAGCCGUCAGAGACUCCAUCUACCAUAGUUGCUUAGUGAUAUCGUUUAAGGCCAUCUGCUAUUAAGUCCCUCUCCGGAAUGGUGUUAACGUAACGUAACGGUCCGACCACCAACAUCGAUGCAAUGCAAGGGUCCAUUGUUACAGGGUAUACGAUCAUAAGUACAAACUAUACGGAAAAAAAUAAUAAUAAUGUCUAUAGAAUCUAUUUUAAAUAACAUGUAUGAUAUUAGUAGCUAGACUAUUCUUAAUUGUGAAAAAUUGAUAAGGCACUUUUAUUUGCACCUUUCUUUAAUUUAAGACUUGUAUAUUUACCUAGUGAUGUGUUGCAUGUAUAAAUACCACGGUUAUGGAGAACGAGUGCCGGAAACCCUAACGCUGCUGAGGGGUGGGUGCGUGUUUGCGUGCGUGUUUGUGUAUUUAUUUGCGCGAGGCAGAGGUUGGUGCUGGGUAAAGGCAGAUCACGUAAUCUAGGGGGGGAUUUGUAGCAAACGCUCAUCGUCUGCCACCAUUAUGAAAACCUAAGCACACCAGGUCUAAAGGGCUGUUGAAUGCAAACGGACCGUUUUCCACACACGUCACAUGCUGUUUAAUGGUUCCAUCUAGUGGUGGUGCGCCACAUGAACGUGUGGAGGAAGCAGAUCUGGUUUCUGAACGGCUGAUCUUCCUUAAACUGACUCUCGUGAGGGUCUUUGCCCAGCAACAACACUCGUUGGGAACGUAAGAGUGGGGGGAAAAAAGACGAAAAGAGAAAUAUUCAAAGCCUUGUCUGGUUGAAAUCCUCUAUUUUUGUAACAUUGUACAGUGCUUAUGAAGCCUAUGAAAGAAAAGGGGAAAGAACGAAGGAUGAUAUAGCACUUAAUCCUGCAAUAAUUAGAAUCUGUGUGUUUUUUAUGAAUUUUCUCUUUCAAAGAACAAGACAAUGGUAGUAAUAGUGCUAUUUUUUGGAAUACCUAACUGUUGUGUGUUGCGCGUGUUUGUACGUCUCUUGAAUGUGCCAUAGUGGUCUUUCCUGCUUUUUUAGAGUCUGAAAAAAAUUGUUGUAUUGUAACAUUCCAGUAAAACUAUGUUGUGGCGUUUAGAAAAUCCCAAUAGAAUCCAGGAAAAAACUCCACAGAUCACAUCUAUGGCCUGCUAACUGACAUUUUGAGAAACUUUGAGUAGAUCUUGGUAGCUACAUGUAAUUUCUUUCCCCAUGACACCAAGUAUUUUCCUCAGGGAAGAGUCUGUCUAACUCAAUUCUGAAGCCGGUAGCUUAAACACGUUAGUCAGCUCUAUGUUGCAUCUAGAACUCAAUAAUUUGAUCUUGAUGGCAUGUUCAGUACAGAUAAAUACUGUAGCGUUUUUAUCAUAAUUAUGUGUCAAUAACUACUGUCCACAAAAUAUGAGUUUGUGCAAUGCAUCCCCAAGAAGUCCUGUUUAUUACAAUACAUCAAUCUGUAAUUGACAAUCCAGGUUCGUGUUUAGUUCUUUAUACAGUAAAUCAGCAGUUUGUGUACUACAAGGCUCAGGGAGAGUAAUAUUGAAUAAUAAUUGAGCAGGGAUACUGAAAUCAGUUCUAAAUCCUAUUGAGCUGCCUUCUUAGACAGCAUUUUAGCAGUCUCAAAAGACUGAAAAGUAAAAGUUUUAGCCAAAUUUUAAGGCAAUCCCAGAAUGUACUACAACAAAAUCUGUAAAAAAAAAAAAGUUAUUUCAGCAUGGUGUAGGAGUCGAAGAUUUAAACCUAUUUCAUUCAAUACUGAAAAUAAUGAAUACAUAAUAGUUCAAUCUUAUUUUAAAAAAAGGUCAUAUUUACCCAAAAUUUAUGGGAGAAGUAUUGUGCUUUUAGCAUAGCAACAUGCUAACAUAAAACUCCAUUGGAAUCAAUUGCAACAGAGACAACCCAUGUGUUACUAAUAAGGAGAGCUAUUUAUGUGACAUACAGAAUUGUUGUCUAUGUAGAUUGAUCCAAAUCAGUCACUUAGAAGGUUCUAUUUUGGAGGAAGUAGACAGCAGACAGGAAGGCAGCUCACUAGGAACAGAACUGAACCCAAAACAACCGGGUAAUGAUGUUAAAAUGUGGGAACAAACACUCAUUUGUUACUGUAGUUAAUUUUUUAAACCUCAUUUUUCAUCUUUCACAAUCUACAGGCUCAUGUCAUACCAUGUUAUUCACUAGCAUGAUUGCUGUCAAGCCAAAAGAAGACGGCAGUACAUUAU
Messenger RNA from Sinocyclocheilus rhinocerous, 4562 nucleotides. RefSeq names its product nuclear receptor ROR-alpha. The record is from RefSeq and is a predicted model, not a curated record. Gene Ontology annotation, cellular component: nucleus. Bases 152 to 1558 code for a protein of 468 amino acids. Gene Ontology annotation, molecular function: nuclear receptor activity; zinc ion binding; RNA polymerase II cis-regulatory region sequence-specific DNA binding. NCBI's taxonomy places the organism in Eukaryota, Metazoa, Chordata, Actinopteri, Cypriniformes, Cyprinidae. The transcript has 10 exons. Gene Ontology annotation, biological process: regulation of transcription by RNA polymerase II.